AUGCGGUCUCUCAACAGACAACGAGCCAGUAUCCUCUUCAGCAACAUACUUCAACACGGUGUCGUCCUGAGCCCAAACGAGGUUUCCAAACGCGAAAGGAUCUUCCACAGAGGUGACGUACUGCGCUGGUCGGACGACGAAAUGCUCGGGCAUUGUAAAAUUGGGGUAUCUCUCCAGGAAAUGCUAGGCCAAAUGGGCGAGCAAAACACUCAGACUGGCUCACUUGCGCUUCACGCUAUUCAAAUCUCCGAACUGCUAACCGUCUUCACCAACGAGGCAUACAUAGCAUGUCCCGCCGCAUCCGCAGUCGACAUCUCAAUCGUACUGAAGGCAGGGUGUGGACCGAAUGAUCAGCUCAAAGCAUGGGCGCACGCACUGUUGCUUGCGAAGAGAGCCCGAGAUGGCAAAGGACACUCGGGUAACAAGCCCAAUACAGCAUCGGCCCCGCCCAAGGAUCGCCUGAUUGCUGAGCUGAGGCAGACGUUGGAGGACGUCCGGGUCAUGUUUGACAAGUACGGGAACGAGAUAAUGGGGAAGGGAUGGGAUCUAGAUGUAGCUGCGAUGGAGACAAGGGCCGGGACACGGUUGCAGAUUGGGGUCCAACAGGUCGGAUGA
Molecule: messenger RNA, 615 nt
Organism: Alternaria arborescens
Lineage: Eukaryota; Fungi; Ascomycota; Dothideomycetes; Pleosporales; Pleosporaceae
Exons: 1
Coding region: 1-615 (204 amino acids)
Source: RefSeq, a predicted model, not a curated record